Messenger RNA from Dovyalis caffra, 1749 nucleotides. Lineage: Eukaryota; Viridiplantae; Streptophyta; Magnoliopsida; Malpighiales; Salicaceae. The record is from the annotation of a GenBank genome assembly.
AUGGCAAACAAUGAUCUCAAAUCCCCGCUCCUCCCCUCUCAGCCGUCUGAUCCUCCUCAUCUAAUCCUCACCGUUCAUGAGUCUGACUAUUCCAUUCAACAAUCCAGCAACAACAACCACAGCCUCAACCCUAAUCCUAACCUCAAUACUUCUUCCCGCAAUCCGUUUGAAUUUCUUGGGUCAGAUGGGUUAUCCGUAUCCGCACCAUCAACAUUGGAUCCGUUUAGAAAUGAUACGCCUACUAUUGAGGGAUUAUAUGAAUUGAUUAAGAUUGUGAUUUGUUUGCCGAUUGCAAUUGCACGAUUGGUGCUUUUUGGGGUUUGUUUGGUUAUAGGGUAUGUUGCAACGAAAAUUGCAUUACAUGGAUGGAAGGAUAAGCAUAAUCCUAUGUCCAAAUGGAGGUCUCGGUUAAUGUGGGUCACUAGGGUUUCUGCUCGCUGUAUCUUAUUCUCUUUUGGUUAUCAUUGGAUUAAAAGGAAAGGAAAGCUAGCUCCAAGAGAAAUUGCACCGAUUGUUGUGUCUAAUCAUGUGAUAUAUGUCGAUAGGUUUUCACCAUCAUCAAGGAAGCAUGCCGUUAAUGAAAUAAAGAGAAAGGCUUCUUGCGAUAGAUUUCCUCGAGUUCUUUUGUUUCCUGAGGGAACGACAACUAAUGGAAAGGUCCUCAUUUCAUUCCAACUUGGAGCGUUCAUCCCUGGUUAUGCAAUUCAACCAGUAGAAUAUCUACCAAUUAUUUCACCCCUUGAUAAUUGCAAAGAAAAUCCUUCCCAUUUUGCCAAGAGGACAGGCCAUGCUAUUGCAUCUGCUCUCAAUGUCGUUCAAACUUAUCACUCUUAUGGCGACUUGAUGCUUCUCAUGAAAGCAUCUGAGUUGAAGCAGGAGAAGCCCUCGAGUUAUAUGGUUGAAAUGGCGAAGGUGGAAUCAUUGUUUCAUAUAAGCAGCUUGGAAGCUGUGGACUUUCUGCAGAAGUUUCUGUCUAUGAAUCCAGAUGCCAGGCUACUAUCUAGUUAUGGACUGCUGAAUUGGUAUCAUGGGAGGAAAAAUUUGAAGACAGUUCUACCUUCAGCAUUCAACUACUGUAAUUACUCGACUCCCUGGCAAGCUCCUGCUGGUGGGAUUCUUGCAUCUCUUGAACUCAGUGGUGAAACUGAAGACUGUCAAGCUCUCUUUAAUUGUAGUCUUACAUGCUUGGAUCCUGCUUCCCUUUGUUUUUCCAUACUGUUUCUCCUUUUUGUUAAGAAAUUCUUGUGCGGUCGUGUUGAAUUCCAUGACUUUUUGAGGGCUUUCAGACUGAGGUCUUGUACACUUACAGAAGAGCUAUUUGGGUUCCUUGAUGUAGAGAAGAGUGGAUCAAUUACAUUCAAGCAGUACUUGUAUGGAUCAGCCCAUGUCAUGAAGCGACCACUAUUCCGACAAGCCUGCGAACUAGCUUUUACAGAAUGUGAUGCUGGAGGACAUAAUCAAAUUUCAGAACAAGAAUUGGGAGAUACCAUUAGACUUGCAAUUCCAGACUUGGAUGGGGAUGAGCUCCAUGAGCUCUUCAAUAUAUUUGAUACCGAUGGUGAUGGGUUUGUCAGGAAGGAUAAUUUUAUUUCUUGUCUAAGACGGAACCCUUUGUUGAUAGCACUUUUUACACCUUGUUUGGUUCACAAGGACUCGUCAAAAGUUGGUCAUGGGAUCCUGGAGGAGAUUGGAGUUGACACGGUGGUGGGUUUUGACGAACUUGACAAAAGAGAAAGCAUCGAUGAAUAA